Vespa mandarinia (Asian giant hornet) is the source of this 6859-nucleotide messenger RNA. RefSeq names its product cadherin 89D (gene Cad89D). Gene Ontology annotation, biological process: neuron projection development; multicellular organism development; cell migration. The record is from RefSeq and is a predicted model, not a curated record. Gene Ontology annotation, cellular component: plasma membrane; catenin complex. Gene Ontology annotation, molecular function: cadherin binding; beta-catenin binding; calcium ion binding. NCBI's taxonomy places the organism in Eukaryota, Metazoa, Arthropoda, Insecta, Hymenoptera, Vespidae.
CUAGACGAAUGUUAUUCGUUCGAGCACGUUAACCAAUGCCAGUCACUCGUGAAACGUGAAACUGGGCGAAAGUUGUAGACCUCUUAUAGUGUCCGAAUAGUAACUUGUUCUAAAAAAGAGAGAGAGAGAGAGAGAGAGAGAGAGAGAGAGAGAGAGAGAGAGAGAAGAGUAGAUUCGUUAAUAAGAAAAUUUGAUGAAGGAAGGACAACUCAGUUCGAUCGUGUCUUACGAGUGAUCGAGAUCGAUCUUAAAACCUAGUGUCUAUCACGGUGUCCUUGUACGAAUACCGGUGUACUUAAUACGAACAAUAAGAGUUUCAUCUCGUUUUGGCAUGAUUCUGGAGAGGUGUAAUAAUAAUAGACAAUCCGUUCUCGUUUUACAUCAAGUUCGAGCAUCAUCGUCUACCUGGUUUAGUUUCUACUCUGUGUUUUACAAGGGAUGUUCGAAAGAACGACUUGAGGAGUCAGUUAGCGGAAGAGGAGAGAAUAUGUCGUCAAGAGGAAGAAAAUAUUGGUCCACCUCAUCAUCGUCAUCAUUAUCAUCAUCAUCAUCGUCGUCUGCGUCAUCGUCAUCGUCAUCGUCAUCGUCAUCGUCGUCGUCGUCGUCGUCGUCAUCGUUAUCGUCAGCGUUAUCGUGGAUCAUUUUAUUGUCGGUUCUCUUUGUUAGACUCGACCACGUGGCAGGUAGGAGAUGUCAAUUUUAUCCAAUCGGAGAAUAUUUGAAAUUCGUAAGAGUACCAGAAAAUCUUCGGGAGGGAUCAGAGAUAUUAUCUUUGGAAGCACAUCCUAGAAAUCGUCUUACUAUUAUUCCAGUGGACAAGGAAGAGGACAGUCGUUUCUUUUCUUACAAAGACGUGAAUGGAACUCACGUUUCAGUGACGUUGGCACACUCAUUGGAGGAUCUGGUCGAUGCGGAAUCACCUAGAAAUCUGUUAAAGUUCCGGGUCAUCUGUGAUUAUACCGAUGGCAGAGACACCUUGGUCUCAUCGCAUUUAUCAGUCACCGUAUACGUCGAGGAUAUUAAUGAUCAUGCUCCAGAAUUUAUCGAUGCUCCUUAUCAUGUGACAGUGGAUGAGCUUACAUCGACCGGUGUUACAAUAUUCCGUGGGAUUCAUGCAGUCGACGGGGACAAACCAAAUACACCGAACAGUGAUAUUCAUUAUGCUAUAGUUAAAGGAAACGAACAGGGAAAAUUUUCCCUUGAAUCCGGACAUAGAACAGCUUUGAUAUUACGUAAACCAUUGGAUUACGAUAAUGGCGAUCGCGAGUACACCCUCGUUAUCACAGCUACUGAUCGUGGUGUACCUGCGAAGAGUAAUAAAACAACAGUUAGGAUAACCGUACUGGAUAACGAUGAUCUCGAUCCAAAAUUUACUCAGGACGUGUACAAAACGAAAAUAUACGAGUAUUAUCCAAUGCCGGAUCGGCCAAUUUUCACGGAAAUAAACUUCACGACGCCGAUUCACGCGAUAGAUCGUGAUCACGAAAUAAACGUCUCCAUACGAUAUGACAUAAUAUCAGGAAACGAAGGUGGUUACUUUCAUUUGGAUCCAAGGAAUGGCACGCUUUAUCUGAAACGUCCAAUCGAUCUUGAAAACGAACGUAAUCUACCCGACAAUACAUUCUCUUUACAAAUUCAUGCAACCCAAAUUGACAAUCCAUUGAAGAUGGCUGUGGCUAGGGUUGAAAUAGAAAUAUUGGAUUUGAACGAUAAUCUACCGGAAUUCGAAGUAGAUCUUUACAACAUCAGCAUUGUUGAAAAUUUACCGAACGGAUUCAGCGUAUUACAGGUCAUAGCGCAUGACAAGGAUCAAGGAUUAAACGGUGAAUUUGAUUUUCGUUUGGACGAUCCAUCAGGAGCAUUCUCGAUCGAUCCUAAAACUGGUUGGUUGACGGUAAAGGAUCAAAAUGUAUUGGAUCGAGAGAGAAGGGAUCGAUUAAGAAUGAAAGUAUACGCAAUGGAGAGAAAACCAAGCGUUGUUUUAUUCAACGGAGAAAGGUCUAACGGUUCAUCGGUAGACAUUCAUGUUAGUUUGUUAGAUGCUAACGACAAUAAUCCAAUAUUCGUGCCAUCGAAUCUUUACGAAUUAGUUGGAAGGGCCAAUGCUAAAAUUGGUACCGUAUUAGGACAAGUACAUGCGGUCGACGAUGAUUUAGGAACAAAUGGUCUCGUCAAAUAUACUUUACAAAAGCCAGGAAAUUCUAGUAAACGCGUGCCACCAUUUAUCGUGGACGAGAAUACUGGAGUUAUUACAGUCGCGGAAACCCCGAUCAUCGAAGGAAGACACGCGAUCUUCGUCGAGGCGGCGGAUCAACCAGCGAAUCCAAGUGAAAGGCGAUUCUCAUUGGCGGUCGUUACAGUGGAUGUUUUCCGUCCUGACGGACCGGAUACUUGGGAACCAGAUUUUGUUGGAGCACCGUACGAGUUUUGGGUUGGUGCCAAUGUGCCCGUUGGUACCAGCGUUGGCCAAAUUCGUAUAAACGAUGCCAUUAAGACGAGCGAUCUUAUAUACGAUCUACUUCAUAGUUAUCAAGAAGGAGUACCGUUCGCUGUAGAGGAACGAUCAGGAACGAUAACGGUCGUGGAUGAAAUCGAACGAUACGAACGUUCGACUUAUGAGUUCGAAGGUGUUGUUACGGACGAAAGGGAUAUCACUCUAAUCACAAACGUAUCGAUUCAUGUUGUCGAUCCUAAUGACGAGAGGGGCGCUUUAACAAAGGGAGCGACCAUGGCGCCUAUCGUUUUUCACGUGAAAGAAAAUGUCCCGGGCACGUACAUAGGAUCCGUUUUAUCAGAUAAUGGUACAGCUUCGACGUCCUCCACUACAAGUUUUCUUAUCGUCAAUCAACAGGACGUGCCUGACAUAAGUAUCACGAAGGAUGGUGAUCUUUACGCACCAAAUGGACUUGAUCGAGAGACACGACAGAAUUAUAGUAUCACUGUGAUAGUCGAAGGUUCUAAAGGACUUCGUGUCGUUCAAAUAAGAGUAAUAGUCGACGAUGAGAAUGACCAUCCGCCAGUUUUUACCUCGUCUUAUUACGAAGGACGAAUACUUGAAAACAGUCCGUACGGAACGGAAGUUGUCAUGGUCAAUCCCAUUGGUGCUUCUGACAAAGACGAGGGUAUUAACCAAGAGUUUAUUUACAGUUUGACCGGUGAAGGUUGUUCCCUAUUCAAAAUCGAUCCUAGAAAUGCUCGAGUGUUCUUCGAGGGUAGCAAAGGGGAGAGUUUGAAUCGAGAGGAAAGAGCAAUCUAUGAUCUUGAAGUAGUCGCCGAGGAUGGGGGGGGUUUGAGAUCAACGGCACGUUUGAAAAUCAUCGUCGAGGACACGAACGACAAUUCACCGAAAUUCAUUCGCAUGAUCGUUCUACCCGAUCAAGGCGUUAAAGUAUCGAAUCAACCGGAUGAGGAAUCAAACGCAAAUACUAAUCAAAUGAUAGAUUCAACGACUAUCAAUGGAAGAAACGAUACGAAACGAUCGAACGAACGGAAAUCACCAUUACUUUUGGUACCGGAAAAUGUGACGAUUGGCACGCCUAUUAUACGAUUGUUAGCAGAGGACAAAGACGAAGGAAUUAAUUCUGAGAUAAGUUAUAAUAUACAAAAUGAGACGAUAUCUGGAGUUAACUCAAGUAUCAUUGGACAAUCGAAACAGGAUUCGAACGGUCGAAGAUAUUUUUUGUUGGAUUCAAGAACUGCAGAAAUUUCUAUAGCUCGUUCCCUUCCACCGGAAAGGAACGUACGUUUAAUAGUUUUUGCCAAAGACGGUGGUGGCCUUACCGAUAACAUAACUAUAAGAAUACACGUCGUAGAUGUGAACGAUCAUCCACCUGUAUUUGAUCAAUCCUGGUAUACCUUUGAUCUUGCCGAAGGUAUUUACAUGGCUCAUACUAUUGGUACAGUUCGUGCUAUAGACAAUGAUUUUGGUGUCAAUGCUAAUGUCAAUUAUGAGAUAAUAUCUGGAGCGAUGGACGAAUCGAAUGAAAAUGAUGAUAAUUCAACGUGGAUAUUUGACGUUGGACCGCGAGACGGUGUAUUAAGGAUAAAUGGAAAACUCGAUAGAGAAAAGAAACCAGUACAUCGUUUGGUAUUAUUAGCUCAUGACGAUGGUUCACCUGUUCUUAGUUCGACCGUUGAAAUUGAAGUGAACGUUUUGGACGUGAACGAUAACGCCCCGAAUUUUUAUAAUUACGACGAACUUGAGAAUGACGAUCGUGGCAUACCAAUACCGGUUUAUCGUACGUCAAUAUUUGAAAACAGUCCUAUCGGUACUUUAGUGACGAGGAUACAUGCGAACGAUAGCGACUUUGCAGGAAAUGGAAAUGGAUUGAUAUUAUUCAAUUUGGUUAAUUCAAGCCACGAAGAGAAGCAAUAUUUCACGAUAGAUAGUAAAGAGGGUUCCAUAACAACUAUCUCAAAUCUCGAUUAUGAGAAAAUAAAGAAUCAUCGAUUAAUAAUUACCGCGAGUGAUUUAGGUUCUCCUAUUAGCAUGACAUCAACCGCUGUUGUAACCGUAGAAAUUAUUAACAUAGACGACGGUGAUGAUAAUGAAGAGAACGACAAUGUCGAUGACGAUAACGAUGAUGAGGUAAAAGAAAAGGACGAUCAGGAUGAAUCGUUUAAUGAAGUUCAAAAGAUCCCAACGUUCAGGCAUCGAUAUUAUGAGGUCGAGGUCGAAGAAAAUACAGUCCCACCAAUUUGGAUCGCCGAAUUGGAUUUAGCUGAUGGUUAUCAAAGCGAUCAUAUACGGUACAGCAUCGUUGCAGAUGGCACCGAUGCCAGAGAUCACUUUUCCAUCGACUCGAGGAAUGGCUCGUUGUAUCUGAUUACAAACGUCGACAGGGAAAUGAGAGAUCGGUAUGAGGCUAAGGUCAGGGUCGAUAGGGUAAAGCUCGGCCGUGGGAUGCCCGUGAUGAUCUAUCCGGUUGUUGGUGAGAGGCUCAAUGGUCUCGCGCCCAACGAGGCCAGGGUCGUCGUCAGGAUCAAGGACACCAACGACAAUGCGCCGAGAUUUAAGUCAAAGGGAAGACCCAUCCUAGCUGCUAUACCUACAACUGCCCACUACGGUUACGAGGUCAUUAAAGUAGAGGCGGAUGAUCCGGAUGACGGUAUAAACGGUGAGAUUCGUUAUCAAAUUCUUGGACGAGAGGACGCACCGAGAUUCGCCAUUGACCCAUUGAGCGGUCAAGUUCGUUCUGUGGCCAGUUUUACUCGCGACGCCGGUCGCGUCUUUGGCUUCGACGUCAAGGCCACGGAUAGACGGGGCUCCGAGAAUGGACGCAGCGGCAUUGCCAAUGUUUUUGUAUACGUACUUGACGAUCAAAAACAAGUUGUCAUGGUCGUUGGACAAAAACCAAUUGAUAUCGAACCGCAUUUGGAUAAUUUCACUGCGGUUCUGCACAAUAUAACCGGCCUCGAUGUACGUGUCAGGAAGCUUGAGCCGCAUAUUGAAAAGAACCUGAUCGACGCCACUUCUACUGACGUUUAUCUCUAUGCUAUCGAUCCACAUUUGAACGUAAUGAUCGACAUGGAUACAUUGCACAACGUUUUUCACAAUAAAAAGAUGGAUAUAAAGCGUGAACUGGACGAGUAUCACGUACUCGAGAUAGCUGGUAAUGCACCAAGGAGGAAUCAUCGUUACAUGCUCUCUACACUCGAAGUUGGUGUGGUUGUACUUGGAUGUGUCGUCUUUGUUGGUGCCCUAAUAACAGCAAUCUGUGUCACCUGCGUUCGUAGAAACAAACGCCGUAGACGCCGCGAGAAGGCGAUGUUCUCCAGCGGUGGCCCACUUGGCUUUGCUUUGGCAGACUCUACAUUGCAGAAACCACCAUUAUUUCCAACCUUCGUCGAUGGCCUUCGUUACGAUCCAGAACCCUUUUGUAGAGAUAUGACAAGGCGACAGAGUAUCUGCGAUCAUGGACCUGGCUGCGUACGCUUUCACACGAUGGGCGGAAGUAAUGGGAAACAUGGGGUGAGGACGACAGGUAAUACGAAAGGACUCGAGGCAUCCGCAACGUCCUUGCAUUCCAGUGGUCAGGAUUCAGGAAUCGUAGCACGAGCCUCCUGUCACUGCAGUCACUCCUCGAGUCCUUCGAGCGGUGAAAGUAGCAAUGGUUACGAGGAUUCAUUGAAAUCAUUGCAACGCCGUGAAAGAAGUAACGACCUGUCGCGCGGUAGUCACGAUACAUCAAGCGUCGUUGGUAGAAGAGCUAAUCAAGCGUUAACGAGAAGACGACAACGUUUCAAUUCCUUUACCAAUCUCGAAUCCAUGUAUUCGCACGAGAUGACAUUGCAAAGGGAUCAACGUUGUUGCGUUACCGAGAAGAGACGAAAAAAUGCCGAUGGACGUGGACACGAGCAUAGAAGGGCACACUCCGAGGCUGAAAACAAUAUCACCGAAACUGUUAUCCAUGAGCAUCCUGGUAUGGAAUUACCAUUGGCUAGUUCUUUACCAAACGCUUCGAGUUUGCACAGUGCAACGAGAACGAGCCAUAUGUUGUAUUAGAAGUCUCUGCGGUAUUUCACGACGAUUAGACGAACCUAUGAGGAAGAGGAAGAGGAAGAGGGGAGAAAUAACGGUCGUUGAAGAAUACGAUCACGUUCUUCCUUAUAUCUCUCUCUCUCUCUUUCUCUCUCUCUCUCUCUCUCUCCCUCUUCCUCUUCCACUCUUGUUCACCAACACGCAGAGUUUCUAACUGCAACGGGUCAUAAUGCUAAUUCGAAUGGAAUCUUCACGAGCGAUAUAUGCCGUUAGGCAAUGCAAAUAGUAUUGCCAGUUAAGUGAGAAUAUUUAAACGUGAAAUGGUGUUUAUAUUGUCCGAAACAACGAAAAGAACGAUCCUAAACGUUAGAAUAUCGU